This is a messenger RNA of Candoia aspera, 4047 nucleotides long. RefSeq names its product centrosomal protein 44 (gene CEP44). The transcript has 11 exons. NCBI's taxonomy places the organism in Eukaryota, Metazoa, Chordata, Lepidosauria, Squamata, Candoiidae. The record is from RefSeq and is a predicted model, not a curated record. Gene Ontology annotation, cellular component: centrosome; spindle pole. Bases 325 to 1491 code for a protein of 388 amino acids.
GGGGCUUUGAAAUUAAGGAGUCAGGAGUCUGUGGGCGCGAAAUAAAAACUAGUUUUGGCUUCCCGCGGGAGCGCUUAAACUGCCGCUCAGCGUGCAGAUGAAACCGCAGCCCGGCGCGCGAGGAAAAGGCGGGUCUAGCCCCCUCUAGACCGAAGCGGCCGGGCUAGUGGCAACGGGCAGACGUCACCCCUGCAGCGCCUUCAAACGCCUUUCCUCUCCAAUCCUUGCUAAGUUCCCAAAGAGUUUCUCCGACUGUCCGAGAAAAGCAUCCCAGGUACAAAUGCCAGAGUGAGCAUGCAUUAUAAUUAAAAGAAUAAUUAUAGCAUGGCUACAGGAGAUUUAAAAGGAAACUUGUGUAAGAUAGAACAAAGACUUCGGGUUAUAAAUUAUCCUAGAGAUGUGGAUUAUACGGGGUUGGCAAAGGGUGAUCCAUCUGUGUUUUUGCCAAUCAUCAAUUACUGUUUCACAUCAUUCUCAACAUAUAUUACGGAACUCGUAAUGGAAUCAGGGGUGGAACUUACAGCGAAGAAUGAUUCACGUUUUGUUGAUGCCAUAUAUAAGCUUCUUCGUGAUCAAUUUCAGUAUAAACCAGUCUUGUCAAAACAGCAAUUCCUUCAAUAUGGCUUUGCAGAAAGAAAAAUACAGAUUGUUUGUGAUAUUAUUAGUUACAUUUAUAAAAGGCACAAAGAAUUCAGUAACAUGAAUAAGGUAAAACCCCAAACAGAAAAGAGAAUCCAUUCUGUUAAAUCUCUAGCCCAUGCAAGUUCUUCUAAUCAGUCUGAUACUGUAGCUAUCAGUACUGUGGAUUUGCAGCAGAAACCUCAAGUAGAACGUCACAAAAGUGUAAUUAACAUGCAUAUCCCUGAAGAUUUCAUCAGUGAAACACUGAAGGAAGUGAAAGAUUACGUUGUCAGUAACGCUGAAGUUUUGGACAGUGCCACUGAUAUCUUGGAUAAUAUAGAUGAACAGGCCGUAAAGAAAGAAGAUGAAGUAGAAAUAUUAAAGAGUCAACUUGCAGAACUACAGCAAAAGUUUCAUACACUGAACAGUGUGGAAGAGAAGUUACAGACUUUAGAGAAGAAACUGCAAGGGAAAGUUAUUAUAGAAGAGAAUGAGUGGAAUAACCUUUUGAGCCGUGUCCUCCUCCUUGAGACUCAACUAUUGCUUCAUUCCAAAACAGCUGACUUACCUACAGAAUUUAAUAAUGUGAAUGAAGAAGAUACUUCUAGCAGAAAUAUAACUCCAGUUUCUCCUGAUAAAGAGAAGGUAGAAUUGCCAGAGAGUCUUCAUCAGUCAUCUGGAUAUAGUUCACUGUUAUCUGCAAACCCAUCUCCCAAAGCCAUGGCCAUUAAUGAUAAUGGUGUGUCAGAAGUUUCAAAAGAAACAACAAUACAAAAAAUGGAAAGAAUAAACAAAAUGAUUGAAGAAACUUCAGAGUUGUUGAAGACUUCACGUAACACCUCUUCAGAGUAUUCUACUCCAGUCAGCUAGAGAACUGAAACUAAUUAUGUGCAUUCAUAACCUUUUUUAAGAACUCUUUGGAUCCUUUUUUAUUGUUUGGGACUGAAAGUAUUUAAACCAUUCCUAUUUUUAAAUAUAUAUUUUGUAUAUAUGUGUGCCAUUGAUGUAAGUAUCAUUUAAUUACAAAUAACCUCAAUAUAUGGUAACAUUAUUACUGUACCCACAGACUAUUUUUGUAACUAAGUUUGCUGGCAUUAGGUUAAACAAUAUAUAUUUUUAAAAAACAGGAUCAGUGACUGUAUUUUAUAUCCUGUUGGAAAAAGUCCAGCUGGGACUUGCAUAUUGUACCCAAGGGAAAUAUGUAUCUGCCAUCUUGACAUCAAUAAAGUGUGCAAGCCUUUUACACAUAUUGUACACAUACUGUUUUUAACAUAUCUUAAAUACAUACAGAUAUACUUUAAUAUUCAUCCAUGGUCAGAACAGCAAUUUAUGUCAGCUUUCAGUGAGUCUGACAAAGUAAAGGCUAUUUUGAUAAAAAGUUAUUCAAAUAAAUAAAUAAGGUCUAGAGAUUUUGACUAGCAAAUGUGUUGAACAUUAGUGCUAGAUAAUCUGGCACAUUGUAAGAUCAGCAGCACAGAUGGAGGCCAUCAAUUCAGUAUAUAAAGAUACACAACAAUUUUAUGAUUUGAAGCCAUAUAAAAUAACUCUUUGAGAUUAAGGUUGAUGUGACAUAGCCAUAAAUAUGAUUUAUUUGGGUGAGAAGCAGGAAUUGAGGAAAUGAAGAAACUUCUUUAAAUUGUUCCAUACUUACGUGUUAAAUUGAGAAGUUUUUAAUCAUACUAUAAUAUAUUAAUCUUACUUCCAUCAGUUCAUAUGGAAAGAAUGAUCUUUAAGUGGCAUUAAAGAUCACAUUUAUCAUUGAAGGGUUUUUAAUGGUGGGGUCUGAAAAUGUGAGAGAGCAGUUUCUUUACAAUAAUUUGGGGGGGGAGGGGAGGCAUAUACCCCCUGUGUCAAACCAACUUGUACAGACUUUGAAAGCUAGUUUAAACUGUGUCUUCUCAAAAGUUAAUCAUAUUCCCAGUUUGAUUAAAUAGACCAGAAUCAGAAAUCCUUCUAACUCAGUAUAUCUGUUUGGCUAAUCACACUAUAUUAAUAGUAGAGUCCUACUUGUAUCUAAUAUUUUAAGUAAUUCAAGUUGCUUUUCACAAUACUGGGAUACUAUUGAGCAACUUAGGAAUUGCAUCAUUAAUUAUAUUUAUUCAACUAUGUAUAGUUGAAUUGCUAAUAUUCUCUUUACUCUGUUGGGAGUGGGAGCAAAUUGGAGAAAUAAAUUUGUUACUUGAAGAAUAAUUUUUCCCCCUAAUUUUCAAUUGGUAAGAAUCUAUGAGUGAACAGUCAGAUUUGACUGCCUGAUUUUUCCUGUUCUUUUUAAAUGUACAGUAUAUACUAACAUCUGCAUUUGUGAUUAUUUAAAAAUAACACAAAGAUAUGGUGAACCUUCUAAAUAACUAUCAUUAGGAUCCCAAAAGCCCUGGAAAUUUAUCUGUGAAAAAACAGUAGCUUCUAGGAAGUUUCAUGCAUCAUGUCACAUGUACAUAUUUUUCUUCAUACAAGUCAUGGGUUGUGAAAGUAGUCAGGUUCCAUUCAUGUGUUAUGAAUAUGAGGAUCAAUUAAUAAAAAGAGAGGAGGUAAACAAGAAUGAAACAAAUGAAAAAGCUACUUGUGCAUCUCUUUUAAAUACUGAACUGUACUCAUCCUAGAUACAUGACUCAUGCCAUGUUAUAUAUUAACAUUUAAAUGACAUGCACAUUCCUGAUGGGUUCCUUUUUUUUUUCUUCUAUAUGUGAGAGUAGCAAUCUCAACUUUCAGAUCCUUCUCCAGCCUGCAAUCAGAUACAUUGAUUUCUUUGUACUGUCUACAAAGAAAUCAAUGAUAGAUUUAUUUGUAGACAGUAUUUGGAGUCUAAUCUUGUGUAAUUAAAAAAUAUCCUAAAAACAAUUCUUCUUUCAGGUCUUUUAUGAAUUUGGAAGAACAUUUUGGGAGCCGCAGUAUCUAGUAACAUCUUAAACUAUAGUAAUGUUGGGGUUAAGUAAUAUUUGUGAAAAAUGAUUGUUUUAUAUUUAUCAAUUUAUUUGUAUGAUGUUGUAAUUUUAUUGUUCGUUAGUUAUGUGCUUAGGUGUAACUGCAUGCCAAAUAAAAGUAUUACUAUAUAGCAUUAAAUCAGUUUACCUAACAUGAGGAAAAUAAAAUAGGAAAUCCAACAUAUAAAAUAGCAUAACAGUUCAAAUAUCUGAAUAGUCCUCCCAGUGUUCCUGGUGGUGGUAGCUCAUUCAAAAAUAAAGUGAGGAAAGUUCUUCAGACCAUUGUAUAAUAAAACUGAUAAGAACAGAUACUACACUUGAUCUUAGCCAAAAGUCUGAGAAUAAUUGUACAGUUGACAGAGAUAUGUUCUUCAAGGAUCAGUCUUCUUGUAACUACAAAAAACAUAAUUUCCAUUUCUAAUAUUUUUCUGUUUGCUCAAAACGAUGAAAUUAAGAAAAAAAAAAAAAACCACGAGCACCUACAAAAUCCAGUGAAUUGUCCAGC